This is a messenger RNA of Paraphaeosphaeria sporulosa, 795 nucleotides long. RefSeq names its product S-adenosyl-L-methionine-dependent methyltransferase. The record is from RefSeq and is a predicted model, not a curated record. Lineage: Eukaryota; Fungi; Ascomycota; Dothideomycetes; Pleosporales; Didymosphaeriaceae. The coding region runs from base 1 to 795 and encodes 264 amino acids. The transcript has 3 exons.
AUGCAGCCCUCCACCCUCCACGAAUCCCGCACAGCCACAACCAGCGCCCCCCACCUCCUUCCCAAACUCCACUCCCUCGCCGAAUCAAACCCCCACCUCAACCUCCUCGACGCCGGCUGCGGCCCCGGCACCAUCUCUACCAGCUUCGCGCAGCUCCUUCCCAACGGGCACGUCACCGGCCUCGAUCUCAACACCGCCAUCCUCCCGCGUGCGCGCCAAAACGCCGCCGCGGCCGGUGUAACCAACAUUGACUUCGUGGAGGGCAGUGUAUUCACGCUGCCGUUUGCCGACGAGAGCUUCGAUGUCGUGUUUUGCCACCAGGUGCUGAUUCAUCUUGGGCAGCCGUGGGAGGCGCUCAGGGAGAUGCUGAGGGUGGCGAAGAAGGGGGGUGUUGUCGCGGCGAGAGAGGGCGAUUAUGGAUCUGAGGUGGUGUGGCCGGGCGAUCCUGCGUUAGGAAGGUUCCAUGAACUUAUGACAGGGGUUAUGCGUGCGGGCGGGGGGACGCCAGAGGCGGGGAGACAGCUGCUUGCUUGGGCGCUGAAGGCAGGGGCGGAGAGGAGAAGGGUGGAGGUUAGUUUUGGGACGUCGUCGUACUGUACUUUGAAUGAGAGGAGGUUCUGUGCGCAGGGUUUGUGCGAGCAGCUUAGGGGCGGUGGGUUACGAGCGAAAGCCAUGAAGUUUGAACUCGGCGAAGAUGAGGACUUUGAAGAGAUGGCGAAGGCGUGGGAGGAGUGGGCGGAGAGAGAUAAUUCAAGCUUGGCCAUGUUGCAGGGACAGAUUCUGAUCGAAAAGUGA